Hyaloscypha bicolor E is the source of this 640-nucleotide messenger RNA. RefSeq lists its product as uncharacterized. Bases 289 to 525 code for a protein of 78 amino acids. NCBI's taxonomy places the organism in Eukaryota, Fungi, Ascomycota, Leotiomycetes, Helotiales, Hyaloscyphaceae. The transcript is spliced from 2 exons. The record is from RefSeq and is a predicted model, not a curated record.
UCCGAAAACGAACUUGGGCGCAACAUUCGGGCUUGGAUCAUAUACCGAGAUGAUGCGCUUUGGCUAGGACGCUAGGCACUGCUAGAAGCGGGCAAUCAUUUGGUUAAGGAGGGAUUGAAUGACGCCACUCGAGAAUGCGAUGAGUCGCAGGCGAAGCUGGAAAAGUUGAAGGAGCAGCUCGGAGAGCAAAGAACGAGAGCAGCGGCGCUCCGGGAUGGGGUCUGUCUUCCUAAUCAUGGGCUAAGAAUCUUCUUCUGACUAUUCCAGUUAUUCUCCGCAAGCGCCGUCAUGGAACCUCGAGCAUCAACACUGCUUGGACAGAAUGUGAAGCUCUUGACAUACGUCAGCAUCUUCUACUUGCCACUGGUAUUCUGCGCGAUACGGAUUUUCCCUAUAAGCCCAACUUUUUCUCUCCGAUUUUCGCAUUACGCGAAUGCCUCCAAACAGUCCAUCUGGAGCACCUCCGACACAUUUGGCUAUCCCAACCUCGUCUGCACCAUGGUCAACAUCGGGGUUCCCAAUUAACCAAGUGUGCUAUCGAUCCACGACCAUCGAAGUUGGUCCGGGGAAUGCCUGCGCUGGCUGAGCUCGAAGAGGAACCAAAAGACUGGCCGGAACUGGAAAUGUAUUUGUAUUUUAU